UGUUGUCAACACAGCAGUGACUUUUGAAGUGGGUGCACCAGUUGUUUUUGUUGACUCAGUGAUGGUUGUAGUGGGUUCACCAGUUGUUGUCGAUGCCCCAGUAACAAUUGUAGUGGGUUCACCAGUUGUUGUCGACACAGCAGUGACUGUUGAAGUGGGUUCACCAGUUGUUUUUGAUGCAUCAAUGAUGGAUGUAGUGGGUUCACCAGUUGUUGUUGACACACCUGUGAUGGUUGUAGAAGGUUCAUUAGUUGUUGUAGAAAUACCAGUGAUUGUCGUAGUGGGUUCAUCAGUUGUUGUUGAUGAAACAGUGAUGGUUGUAUUGGAAUCACCAGUUGUUUUUAUUGACUCAGUGACAGUCGUAGUGGGUUCAACAGUUGUUGUUGAUGCCCCAGUAACAAUUGUAGUGGGUUCACCAGUUGUUGUCGAUGCCCCAGUAACAGUUGUAGUGGGUUCACCAGUUGUUGUCAACACAGCAGUGACUGUUGUUGUGGGUUCACCAGUUGUUUUUGAUGCAUCAAUGAUGGAUGUAGUGGGUUCACCAGUUGUUGUUGACACACCUGUGAUGGUUGUAGAAGGUUCAUUAGUUGUUGUAGAAAUACCAGUGAUUGUCGUAGUGGGUUCACCAGUUGUUGUUGAUGAAACCGUGAUGGUUGUGGUGGGGUCACCAGUUGUUGUUGACACACCAGUGAUUGUCGUAGUGGGUUCACCAGUUGUUGUCAACACAGCAGUGACAGUUGAAGUGGGUUCACCAGUUGUUUUUGUUGACUCAGUGAUGGUUGUAGUGGGUUCACCAGUUGUUGUCGAUGCCCCAGUAACAAUUGUAGUGGGUUCACCAGUUGUUGUCGACACAGCAGUGACUGUUGAAGUGGGUUCACCAGUUGUUUUUGUUGACUCAGUGAUGGUUGUCGUGGGUUCAUCAGUUGUUGUUGAUGAAACAGUGAUGGUUGUAGUGGGUUCACCAGUUGUUGAUGAAGACUCAAUGAUAGUUGUAGUGGGUUCACCAGUUGUUGUUGACACACCAGUGAUGGUUGUAGUGGGUUCACCAGUUGUUGAUGACACACCAAUGAUAGUUGUAGUGGGUUCAGCAGUUGUUGUUGACACACCAGUGAUGGUUGUAGAAGGUUCAUUAGUUGUUGUAGAAACACCAGUGAUUGUCGUAGUGGGUUCACCAGUUGUUGUUGACACAGCUUUGACUGUUGAUGUGGGUUGAACAGUUGUUUUUGUUGACUCAGUGAUGCUUGUAGUGGGUUCAUCAGUUGUUGUUGAUGAAACCGUGAUGGAUGUAGUGGGUUCACCAGUUGUUGUCGACACACCAAUGAUAGUUGUAGUGGGUUCAUCAGUUGUUGUUGAUGAAACCAUGAUGGUUGUAGUUGGUUCACCAGUUGUUGAUGAAGACUCAAUGAUAGUUGUAGUGGGUUCACCAGUUGAUGUUGACACAGCUUUGACUGUUGAUGUGGGUUCAUCAGUUGUUGUUGAUGAAACAGUGAUGGUUGUAGUGGAAUCACCAGUUGUUUUUGUUGACUCAGUGACAGUCGUAGUGGGUUCAACAGUUGUUGUUGAUGCCCCAGUAACAAUUGUAGUGGGUUCACCAGUUGUUGUCGAUGCCCCAGUAACAGUUGUAGUGGGUUCACCAGUUAUUGUCACACCAGUGAUGGUUGUAGUGGGUUCACCAGUUGUUGAUGAUGACUCAGUUAUAGUUGUAGUGGGUUCACCAGUUGUUGAUGUCACACCAGUGACUUUUGUUGGGGGUUCACCAGUUGUUUUUGAUGCAUCAAUGAUGGUUGUAGUGGUUUCACCAGUUGUUGUUGACACAGCAGUUAUGGUUGUAGUGGGUUCACCAGUUGUUGUUGACACACCAGUGAUGGUUGUAGUGGGUUCACCAGUUGUUGAUGAUGACUCAGUUAUAGUUGUAGUGGGUUCACCAGUUGUUGAUGUCACACCAGUGAUGGUUGUAGUGGGUUCACCAGUUGUUUUUGUUGACUCAGUGAUGGUUGUAGUGGGUUCACCAGUUGUCGAUGACACACCAAUGAUAGUUGUAGUGGGUUCACCAGUUGUUGUUGACACACCAGUGAUGGUUGUAGAAGGUUCAUUAGUUGUUGUAGAAACACCAGUUAUUGUCGUAGUGGGUUCACCAGUUGUUGUCGAUGCCCCAGUAACAAUUGUAGUAGGUUCACCAGUUGUUGUCGACACAGCAGUGACUGUUGUUGUGGGUUCACCAGUUGUUUUUGUUGACUCAGUGAUAGUUGUAGUGGGUUCACCAGUUGUUGUCGAUGCCCCAGUAACAAUUGUAGUGGGUUCACCAGUUGUUGUCGACACAGCAGUGACUGUUGUUGUGGGUUCACCAGUUGUUUUUGAUGAAACUGUGAUGGAUGUAGUGGGUUCAUCAGUUGUUGUUGAUGAAACAGUGAUGGUUG
Oncorhynchus keta (chum salmon) is the source of this 2417-nucleotide messenger RNA. RefSeq lists its product as uncharacterized. The record is from RefSeq and is a predicted model, not a curated record. Lineage: Eukaryota; Metazoa; Chordata; Actinopteri; Salmoniformes; Salmonidae. Bases 62 to 1213 code for a protein of 383 amino acids. The transcript has 2 exons.